CCUGGCCAUGGCGCUGCAGCUCUCCCGGGAGCAGGGCAUUACCCUGCGCGGAAGCGCCGAGAUCGUGGCCGAGUUCUUCUCCUUUGGCAUCAACAGCAUUUUGUAUCAGCGUGGCAUAUAUCCAUCAGAAACCUUCACUCGAGUGCAAAAGUAUGGCCUCACCUUACUUGUAACUACUGAUCCUGACCUCAUAAAAUACCUGAAUAAUGUGGUGGAACAACUAAAAGAUUGGUUAUACAAGUGCUCUGUUCAGAAACUGGUGGUAGUCAUCUCAAACAUUGAAAGUGGUGAGGUUCUUGAGAGAUGGCAGUUUGAUAUUGAGUGUGACAAGACUGCAAAAGAUGACAGUGCACCCAGAGAAAAGUCUCAGAAAGCUAUCCAGGAUGAAAUCCGUUCAGUUAUCAGACAGAUAACCGCUACAGUGACAUUUCUGCCACUGUUGGAAGUUUCUUGUUCAUUCGAUCUACUGAUUUAUACAGACAAAGAUUUGGUUGUACCUGAAAAAUGGGAAGAGUCGGGCCCACAGUUCAUUACCAAUUCCGAGGAAGUCCGUCUUCGUUCAUUUACGACUACAAUCCACAAAGUCAAUAGCAUGGUGGCCUACAAAAUCCCUGUCAAUGACUGAGGAUAAGAUGAGGAAAAUAGUCUAAUUACAACAUUCAAGUGUGAUUUUUCCUGAAACCAGGUCAACUGUAGUUGAUGUUUUAUUUCAGUGGUUAAUUUUUAAUUGGGGAAAAUCAGUGUUAGACUUUACUGAACUGUGCAUAAUUGUUCCAUUCUUUGGUACCUGUUUGACUUACCAUAAUGUCGACACAGUGGAAUUCUUGCACACUGUUCAAAAGGAACCAGCAGAUUUCAUCAGUAUCGUGAUGUCAGUUCUUUUGAAGGUGGUAACUGUAGAUGGAAAAACUUAAAAGAUAAAUGCUUUACCAAAUCAGACAUUUUGGUCAAGUAGCUUGACUCAGUAUUGGUAGGGAAAUAUUUAAAUAUCAAUAAAAAAGAAAAAACUAGCAAAAACUUUGGAAUAUUCAAAAUCUAUGUAUAGAUCCUCCAAGUAACUAAUAAUCCAUAAAUAAUUGCUUUAUUAGGUGUUACUGUCAUCUCAUUGUAUCUAUAGUUCCCUAUUGAAAAAAUUACAAUGACUAGAUUUUAAUUUAUAUAAUAAGCCUGUGAAGCCAUGGAUUUCUGCUGUUUCAUUUUCUAUGAUAUAGAACUCCUAAAUGUUUUUUUUUAUGUUUUAUAAAAUCACUUUAAAUGACAAUGAAA
Tupaia belangeri chinensis (Chinese tree shrew) is the source of this 1266-nucleotide messenger RNA. RefSeq names its product mitotic arrest deficient 2 like 1 (gene MAD2L1). Lineage: Eukaryota; Metazoa; Chordata; Mammalia; Scandentia; Tupaiidae. The transcript is spliced from 5 exons. Gene Ontology annotation, biological process: mitotic spindle assembly checkpoint signaling. The record is from RefSeq and is a predicted model, not a curated record. The coding region runs from base 8 to 625 and encodes 205 amino acids. Gene Ontology annotation, cellular component: nucleoplasm; kinetochore; cytoplasm.